Molecule: messenger RNA, 1632 nt
Organism: Pocillopora meandrina
Lineage: Eukaryota; Metazoa; Cnidaria; Anthozoa; Scleractinia; Pocilloporidae
Source: the annotation of a GenBank genome assembly
AUGGCGAAGGCUAAGGAGGGAACCGCUUCCGGAGUUUCAGACCAUUUGGCUGAUUUUGUCGGUACUGAAAUUAAUUGCCCUGUUUGUUUGGAAAUAUUUGACGAUCCCAAGUGCCUUCCCAACUGUGCGCACAAUGUCUGCGUUACAUGCCUCGGAAACUUAGCCAGACAAACCCGCAAGAAGAGUACGGUGGAGUGUCCUGAAUGUCGCACCAAGUCGACGGUUCCAUUGUCUGGAGUUACCGGUUUCCCCACAAACCACUUGCUUAAACGGCUCGUAGAGAACUCCCCUGAACAUAGGGGAAGGCGUGCAUUUGACAAAGCUCUUGAAUGUUACAGAGAACAAAGGGAAAAGAUUAAGGAAGAGUUCCAAACUCUCACAACCUUUCGAAGGAUUCUUUUUGAAGAGAGCAAGAAGGAAAUGAAAGAUCAAAUAAAAUUGGAAGCUAAACGUGUAAGGAAACUAAUUGACAAAGAAGAGAGAAAGCUAUUGUCUCAAGCAGACGAGAUCUACGAUGAAAAGUCUGACCAAAGUCAGUUUGGAAAGAAACUAGAAGAGGUCAGACAGCUCAAUGCUAAAGUUUUAACCUCCCUGGAAGGUGCUGACAAAGUUAAAGAGGAACGCGACUGGAAGAAAUUUCAGAAAUCAAGAGAGAUCUUUGAAAAACAGUUUCAAGAUAGUCUUAAGACUUUGGAGGCCUCGAUUGAAAACUUGAGCAGUAUGCAGUGGACAGCUACUGCCAAAUUUAAUGCAGGAAACUUGGACAAAUCUAGCAAAAUCCUGGGGUUAAUUUCUUGUGAUCCAUGUAAAAAAGCUGCUUCCGGACCAGCAAUUGCAUUGGGUGAUGAUGAAGUCAUUCGUGUUAUUGACACAGACUUUGUUCCAACAGCAUUAUCUGUUUCUCCACAUACAGGUGAGAUUGCAGUUCUUGAUGCAGAAAACAACUGUGUUCAUAUUUUCACUGCCACUGGAGAUCACCAAAAGCAAUUUGAGAUCAAGUAUGGUGAUCUUAAGGAAAUUGCGUAUUCCAAGAAUGAUGACAUUGUGGUUCUGAACCAAGAGAAGAAUCGCCUUUUACACUUUGACAAGGAUGGUGCUUUCAUACACAAGUUUGUCCAGUCUCCCAAUAGAUCAGUGAGGUUUCAGAAAGUAACAACAGGUGGGGAUGGGUGUUAUGUGCUUACAACCCUGACUGAUGAUGGACCUGGUGUUGUUGUGUAUGAUUCCGAAAGAUGCCACAAGUUAGCAUUCACAUCAAGUCACUUUCAAGGCAACACAUUGGCUGCAGUGCAUCACAAAGAUAAGUAUUAUGUCACUGACUGCAGCAGCACAAUCAAGAUCUUUGACAAGAAAGGUAAAUUUCUUCAAGAAACAAAGAAUCUCGGUGAUAGUUCCAAAAGUCCCUCUAAGCUCUACUCAGUGGCUGUGGAUGAUGCACAUGACUGCCUUGUCUGUGUUUCUAAGCAGAACAACCAGAACACAAUCCUUGCUGUGAAAACUGAUGGCAGUAUUGUGUCCAAGACUCCUAUAGGUGGUAGUCUCAAUUCUAUUGCAAUGUCCAAAGGAUUUGACAGUUUGGUGGCAACUUUUCAUGAAAAAAAGUGCAUUCAAAUUUUACCCCACAAAGUUUGA